GCAAGGCAGCGGAAUAAUAACAGAAAAAAAAAAUGGAUCUGAUGAUAACGUCGAGCGCAGAGAUGAAGAAGAUUAAGAGUCUCGAUGAUGAUAAGCUUUGGGCCGGAUUUGAUUGGGAGGAAACUGAUAAGAUCCUGAGUGGUGAAAUUAAACCCAGGACCUUGAUCACUAGUUAUCCUUUCCCAGCUAUUCGAUAUCCUCAGAGAGGACCUUUGAUUGCACAGGAAUUGGUCUCAGUGGUCCCGAAUUCUUGCUACGUGAGGAGAGGGAUUAGAUCCAAAUUACAUGAGGUCAUAGCAAAAGCUAAAAAGAGGCAUUUUACAUCUCUAAUUCUCACUCAUACAAACCCUCGUGGACAUGAUGAACUCAUUAUCAUAAGCUUGCUCAAUGGUGCAUCCGCUGUUUUCAGGGUUAUUGAUUUCAUCCCACGGGCUGAGAUACCGAAUUGUGCAAAUCCCCUAAGCCGCCGCAUAUAUCCUGAGCUUCAUAUGAAGAGUUUUGAUUCUCAGGCCAGUGUUGGCACAGCCAGAAUGAUACAAGCACUCUUCCCCAAGGUCCCUUCUUCUGGUGGAAGGCCUAUUGCAUGGUUUCAGAAGCAAAAUAAUCAUAUCUUUUUUCGAUCUCAUCGUUUCUGCUAUGAGGAACCACUUUCAGGAGAAAGUUCAAGUGUUCGCAGACAGCCACAGGAAUGUGGACCUCGCUUCGCACUCAAGUUAAGGGCUGUUGAAAGGGUAUCGUUUGACACUGGAAAGUUCAAAUUGCUUUGCGUGGAACUCUUGGAUGAUUAUGAAUAGAUCAUUUCAGCUUUGACGACCCUUCUUGUUACGGUAGUCUGCGUAUUUGUUUGUCCUAGUCCAUGUUUUCUGCACAACUCUUGCUUUGGAGAUUUAGUUAUGUUUGCAACGUUCAUAAAUUUGAUCUUAAUUUAUUCCAAAACAUACAAAUUCGGCCUGGUCGCAAAUCAAAGUAGUUUCGCAUUUUUUUUUAUGUAUUGUAAUUUCUAACGGAACAGCAAUGUUGAUGGGAUUUAUUAGCUA
Molecule: messenger RNA, 1037 nt
Organism: Arabidopsis lyrata subsp. lyrata
Lineage: Eukaryota; Viridiplantae; Streptophyta; Magnoliopsida; Brassicales; Brassicaceae
Product: ribosome production factor 1
Exons: 6
Coding region: 33-794 (253 amino acids)
Biological process (GO): maturation of LSU-rRNA; maturation of 5.8S rRNA
Cellular component (GO): preribosome, large subunit precursor; nucleolus
Molecular function (GO): rRNA primary transcript binding
Source: RefSeq, a predicted model, not a curated record